CAGGCGCGACGCCGCCAUCUUUGUUAGGGGCGCCUGGGCCUGGCGUUUGGAGAUGCCGAAGUCGUGCGCGGCCCGCCAGUGCUGCAACCGCUACAGCAGCCGCAGGAAGCAGCUCACCUUCCACCGGUUCCCAUUCAGCCGCCCAGAGCUGCUGAAGGAAUGGGUGCUGAACAUCGGCCGGGGCAACUUCAAGCCCAAGCAGCACACGGUCAUCUGCUCCGAGCACUUCCGCCCUGAGUGCUUCAGCGCCUUCGGGAACCGCAAAAACCUGAAGCAGAACGCUGUGCCCACGGUGUUUGCCUUUCAGGACACCGCGCAGCUGGUGAGGGAGAACACGGACCCGGCUGCUGGGGGUGCGGAUGUGGACCCCGAGAAGGAAGAGGUGGCCUCGGAGGCGGGGCCCGCGGCGUGUGGCCUGGGGAGGAAGACCGACGCCACCCUCGAAGCGCUGCCCCCGAACGCCGGUGGCCCCGCGGAGCAGGUCCUGCCGCAGAGACUGCAGGGCAGCCAGGUGCCCGGUCAGCCGGCCGGCCCCGCACAGUCAUCUGAUCACAGCUACGCCCUCCUGGACUUAGACGCCCUAAAAAAAAAACUCUUCCUGACUCUGAGGGAAAACGAGAAGCUCCGAAAACGUGUGAAGGCGCAGAGGCUGCUGAUCCAGAGGGUGUCCAGCCGCCUCCGAGCCCACAGAGCGGCCCGGCUGGGAGUCCAGGCCGGGCCGCGGCCAGAGCAGCAUAGCUGAGCCGGGGCUUUCCAGGAGGCGGGACGGUGGCUCUGGGGCACUGGCCGGGGAAGGACAGUGAGGCCUGCUGGGCCAAGCCUGGGGGGAGCAGCCCAGGCCCCCUCAGGGGAAGUUCAGCGGCAUCAGCCCAGGACAGGGUGGGGCCAUGAGUGAGACCAGCUUGGUCCUGCAAGCUGUCCUUCCAACAAAAGCUGGGUGGGGUCUUCAGAACCACUGCAUGAGGCAGCCUGAGCCAGGGUGGCCGAGGCGACCCCGCUGGGGAGCAAGGGCACUUCCCGGAGGGCAGCUGGGCCCAGGCUGUCAGUCGGCUGAGUGGCUGGGACCCGCCAGUUCUCAGGCGUGCCGCCUUCCCCGGCCUGGUUUGAGCGAACGACAUAAUAAAGUGUCUUCCUCCACCA
Hyaena hyaena (striped hyena) is the source of this 1140-nucleotide messenger RNA. It is a transcript of the gene THAP3, whose product is annotated as THAP domain containing 3. The transcript has 5 exons. The record is from RefSeq and is a predicted model, not a curated record. The coding region runs from base 53 to 742 and encodes 229 amino acids. Lineage: Eukaryota; Metazoa; Chordata; Mammalia; Carnivora; Hyaenidae.